Molecule: messenger RNA, 2184 nt
Organism: Saccharomycopsis crataegensis
Lineage: Eukaryota; Fungi; Ascomycota; Saccharomycetes; Ascoideales; Saccharomycopsidaceae
Gene: BEM1
Product: phosphatidylinositol-3-phosphate-binding protein BEM1
Exons: 2
Coding region: 1-2184 (727 amino acids)
Biological process (GO): conjugation with cellular fusion
Cellular component (GO): cytoplasm; mating projection tip
Molecular function (GO): protein binding; phosphatidylinositol binding; protein-macromolecule adaptor activity
Source: RefSeq, a predicted model, not a curated record
AUGAUAAGAGGUAUUAGAAAGUCUCUCAAGGGAGAGAAAACAGAAAGAAGAGCAUCAAGUGCUAGUGGCGGGGGUAGUCAUUCGAGAAUGUCGUCUUUUAAUGGAUCUUCGUCUUCUAGUUUUACUGCGUCGCUUGUGGCAUCGUCUAGCACUUCCAUGUCUGCCCAAGCCGCCAGCAAAGAAACCCCAAAGAAAAUCAUCAAAGCCACCAGUGAAUACAAAGCCCAGGCCCAAGGAGAAAUAUCGUUCCAAAGUGGUGAUUUCUUUUGGGUGGUGGCCAGAGAAAACGACCAAGAAUUCUACGAAGUUUGUAACCCGUUAACCAACAUUAAGGGGUUGGUACCGGUUUCCCAUUUUGAAGUGAUGAAUCAAAGAAAAAGACCAGACUCUCAUAACACCAAGAAUAACAGUUUCAUCAUCAGUAAUUUACACUUAUCCAACUCGCCGAGCUCCAUCUCCACCGAAAGAUUCAGCAAUUCUAGCUCUAGAAGACCUUCAUUCACCAACGCCAACAGCCAAACCAGUAAUCUUGGACUUGGAAACAACAUUGGAACUCCAGGACAAAAUGGCAUUCUCUAUGGGGUGGCAAUGUACGAUUUUGAGGCCAGAGCCGAUUCUGAUGAACUAGACGUGACCAAAGGUGAAUAUUUAAUUUUAUGCGCCCAUCAUGAUUUCGAAUGGUUUAUUGCCAAACCAAUCAACAGAUUGGGGGGUCCAGGGUUGGUCCCGGUUGCCUAUAUCAAGACUUUAAACUUGGCGACCAAAAAAAUGAGCAGUGGUGAUAUUGUUGAAGAAAUCAAGGAAUCGGGACUACCAACAGUUUCAGAAUGGAAAAAUAAAACCGCCAAAUAUAAGGCCACUCUGAUAAAUUUAACGGAAGAAGAAUCGCACUACAUGAAUAAUGGUGGAUCAAAUCAAUUUGUUCAACAACAAAAGACCUUAUACGAGUAUGAUGAUCAAGUAACCACCAAUUCUAGUAUCAAUAAUAGCAGUAAUGCCAGUCAACAGAAUCAACAUAAUUCAUCCCAGAACUCUUAUUCGAUUUUCACUAGCUCACCUUAUGAUUUAGAAACCAGCUCUUUGAACGAUAAAGGAGUGUUUGUUACCGAUAUUAAAAUCGAUAAUUUCUAUUACAGCAAAUUUGAUGACAAACACGGAAGAUAUUGGUACCAUGUGGUGGCUAAGCUAUCUAACCAUAAAAUCAGAUCUUUGGCAAGAUAUUAUGAUGAUUUCUACGAGUUCCAAGCCCAAAUAAAGAAAAACUUUGCUAGCGAGACGAGUGAUCCAUCGAUUAUUCCAGCUUUCCCACCUCAUUAUCGUGCUGUCGAUGCCCAAAUAGCCGUUGAUAGAUUCCAGCAAUUGAGUGAAUAUUUGUCGGCAAUCGUCCAUACUCCUGAGGAUAUUUCCAAAUCUAAGCCAGUAUUGAUGUUUUUCAACUUGAGAGAUGGUGUGGAUAAAGAAUUCAAUGAAGAUGACGAAUCUAUUGAAUUGCCAAGUGUGGUGGGGCAUAAUGAGGAUGGACAAGAACGGUUGAGGUUGGAAGCCCAAUCUAAAGAAAUGGUCAAUAAUACCCAACCUCCGCCAUCUUUGAAUUCUAGUAGUGCAAGAUCUAGUGCCGUUACCAAGGAAUCGCUGUUGAGCUAUCAAAUGGGACAAUUGGAUUUGAAGACUGAUUCAAUCUCCACCGGCAACUCAGAAGCAGCGAUGACCGAACUGAAAGAUGAUAUAGUUGAAGGUCCAGAACUCACGAAUGAAAGACCGGCAUUGAAAAUAUCCACUUCUACCCCAUCGUCGCCAAACCCAAAUAAUGUGACGCUUCUUAGUGCUGGUGCAUCUGCUACCCCAAAUGCUGCGUUGCUUACGGCAGGCAGUUCGAUAUCAUUGUCUACAAACAUGAAGAACGUUAAGGUCAAAUUCUAUUAUGAGGACGAUAUUUUUGCGAUUUCCGUGCCUGCCAGUACUACAUUGUUAGAUUUGAAGACCAAGAUUGCUAGUCGAAUUAAUUAUAAAUUGGAAAAGAUCAAAUUAUUUGUCAAGAGCAAGAAUGUCGCUGAUUUCAAUGAUAAGGAUGGUGAAGGUGAUGAUGCCAGUAAAGAAAUUGACAAUGACGAGUUCUUGACUAAGUUGAUGUUGAAAGAUCCUAAAUUGAAGUUGAUUAUUAUCACUGAUGAGAAUAGUGGUUGA